This is a messenger RNA of Aphanomyces invadans, 5388 nucleotides long. RefSeq lists its product as hypothetical. Lineage: Eukaryota; Oomycota; Saprolegniomycetes; Saprolegniales; Verrucalvaceae. The record is from RefSeq and is a predicted model, not a curated record. The transcript has a single exon. The coding region runs from base 1 to 5388 and encodes 1795 amino acids.
AUGGACGUACCUGGUGAUGUGGUCCGGCGGGGGUCGCAAGUCGACAAGGGCACGUUGCCAGUGGCCAUGUUGCCGCCGCGAUGGCGCUCGACUGCAGCGAUCCUCGUCCUGCCAUGGGUGUACUUAGUGUUGUCGUCGGCAUGCAGUGUUGUGUACCUGAGUUUGGUCGCAUGCAACUUGACCAACGAUUACCUCUGGAGCGACUUCAACUUGACGAGCCAAACGUUUGUCGGAGACGCAUUCAACUCGGCCGUUGUGUUUGGCACGGCAUGGGAUGUGCUCUUGAGCGGCGUCGCAGUGCAAAAAACGUACCAAGGCUCUGUUUACAUGGACACCAACCCCGCGAGCCCGCGGCAGUUGGUCCUGUCGCCGCAGCCCCUGCAUCGAGUGAUCGAGUCGUUGCGCCGCGCGACCACCGUCGACAGCCUCAUUGCAUUUACGCAGUAUUGUUGGGUCGACUUGAACCGCACAUUCGAGAUGGCCCAUACGGAGAAGCGCCAGAUGCGAUGCCACGAACAUUUCCGCGCCAACGGCGCCGUGUACUUGGAACCGUCGCUGCGCAACAUCCCGGGCGGCGUCAAUGCAUCCAAACUCGCGUCAGCCAUCCAAGUGUCUGUGCUGGACGCAGUGAGCCAGUGGCCCGUGGGACUCCAAUGGCUCGACGACUUGCACCAGUUCAAGUGGGGCUCGAUCGAGUUGGAAGUUGCGUUUUGGCAGGCCCACGGGGUCACGACGUACGUGUGCCAGGCGCAAAACUUGUACCAACACGGCAUGCAAGACACAGUCACGAUCGUGAAUGCGAUGAAUAUGGUCCAGCAGGUCAAGAUCAACCACGCCGAGUUCCUCGGCCGUGGGCUAUCGCAAUGGACAACCGCAAUAGCGUCCAUCGGGCCAUGGAACGACUUCAAUUUGUGCUAUCACGGCGGGUGCAGCUUGGUGCGGGCGGCUCCCAACUCGCUCAACAACAUGGGAUACUCGUACGACGUCGACGUCAUGAUGGGGCCUUCGCGCACACCCAACAUCGAUCUCGUACGCACGCACGUAGGGCCGUUCGGUUCGAUGGACUUGUUCAUGGUGCCGCUGCCCCCUGACCUCGUCGCGUACUUUGAAGCGUUCCAAACGACGCUGUUUCACCACGUGCGGCAACACGGCGUGGUUGAAAACAGCAGCUCCACACUUUUCGAAGUCGUUCGGCCCAUCCCGUGGUCCUGGCGGGGCUUGCUCUACACAGGCGGCAACCCCCUGUGCCAAUUCUAUGAACCCCGGCCGUUCAUCCAGGACUCGUUUGGAUUUUACGACGUGUGCCAAGUCCAGAAGCCGCUCGAAUCGACGCUCCAACUCAACAGUGUUUUGUUUGCGCUGCAAGCGGCAGGGCCGUCCGAAAGGACCACCGUGUUGGGCGCGUGCAAUCUCAGCACCUCGUCCACACAGCGCUGUGAGAGCUUCGUCAACGCCACACAGACGCUGUUCGAGGGGUACGUCGGCCCAAGCAUGACAGCGCGGCAGUGGAAUGCUGUGACGGCACUCAACUUGACGCUCGUUCAAAUGGCCAGCAUUCCCAACACGUCGACGCUGGUGUGGCUCGAGCAGCCCUUGAUUGCCAAGGCUGAUCCGUGGUCGCUGUUUGGGUGGGUCGCCAUCUACGACUGGCUCACUGGCCACCGCGAAGUGUUUUCGCUCCAAGGCGACGAAGGCACGUACACCAUGAUGUCGCCGCGGCACGACGCGCUGCCUCUCGCUGCCAACGCGCUCGAGCUGCCUCAACAAGCGUGCUGGUACGUGUGGCUGCUCACGAUGUACUCGACAGCGUUGAUGGCCAUGGUGGCGAUGCUUGUCUUUGUUGCCCGUGGAAUGUCGUCGCGAGAAGGCUACGUCCGACCGACCGACGUCAACUUGUUUCAGUUUAGUCGGGUGGUUGGGUCGAUCUGGAUCGGGCGCCCCAUUCUUGUCUUGCGCGGCCUCACGGCCGUCAUGAUCCUUAGCACGGCAUCGCUCGAAUUCACGACACGAGCGACGCUGACCAGCUUUGAACGCGCCCCACGAUCGCUGCUGUACACUGGAAUUCUUGCUGGCGAAGCCACGUGGACCACAUUUGUUCUGAGCGACGUGCUGCUACCUGUCGUAUCUCCUGCCGUGAGCAAAGUCGUGGCUCCGACCAGCGUGCUGUUGACAUGGCUGGCCUUUGUCGUCGGGGACGUUGCGCUCCCCGUGGAAGCCACAAUCACGAUCGACCGACAGUGCACGAUUCGUGUGCUGAGUUACGACAUGGCGUGCGAAACAGGUGCCGUUUCCGUGGGGAAAUUUCAUCGAUUUCUCGUGAGUUUGGUGUUUCAAUGUGGCGGCUGCGUUGUCUUGUACGUGUUGAGUGGGCUGUGGCUUUCUCGCCGGCAGUCCACGAAAAUUCAGGUCUUGGCCAGCACGCCGCCAUCCGUGAAUUCGAUCCCCAACUUGAUCUUGCCGGCGGUGGCCGUCGUGCACCUGGAAAACGCCACCACCCACGCAACUUCCGCGACGUGGGAGCUCGACGGUGUCGGGUGCGUCAUGGCAGGGAUGCUUCCUCUUGGCACACACUUGUUUGAUGUCAAGCUGUGGCUUUUCUACCACCCGUCCGCCUUCCACCGCGGCGUGUACACCUUUGCCCCGACCACCUUUCAAGUGCCACCGUUGCAAGCGACCACGAUGGCGUCCCUUCGGCGGCCUUUCGGCACGAACGAUGUCGAGGCCACGUCAAGGUUCGCGCGGCUGCGACUACGUUCUUUCGUCGGCUUCACUUACGUGAUUGUGACGGUCAUGGGCAGCUUGAGCUACCUCACGUUGUCCAAGAACUCGUUUUCAAACGAUUUCCUGUGGUCGUCGUUCAACGCGACGGGGACCCUCAUGUUCAUGUCCAACUGGUACAACGUGCACCUUCAAUACGUUGCGGGGUCGGGUCCGAUGCCGUUUACGCUGACGUCUCCGACGCACGGCGACCCCAUCAACACGUACAACACGACCGAUACGACGCUGUCCGUGCCACCGCUGUAUGCAUCGGCGCUUCAGCAUCACGUCGGCGCCAACUUGGCCAGCGUCGUUCAAGGUCUGCGACGCAUGGAUGGCUGUGCGGUGCCGUGGAUAUUUUCCCCGUACUGUUAUGUCGAUUUCGAGCGGUCGUGGGAGAUGGCGGUGACUGCCGCGCGGCAAUUGCGAUGCCAACAAAACGACGUGGACAAUGGCGCUGUGUACAUGGCCGCCGUGUUGCGCAACGCGAAUUGGAACGACUUGACGCGGUGUUGGGGCGCAGCGCUGGAAACCGGUCUGUUUGCGUAUUUGCGAACGUUCGACGCCGGCCAGCGGUGGAUCGCGACGGUGCAGCGCAAUGCGGCAUCGGUCGGGGGCGAAGUCCAGGUCUGGCAUGAUCACGGCAUCGAGCAUUACUUGCCCCAGUGGCAAAACUUCAAAGCCCUCGGCGCCGUCGAGUCGUUCUCGGUCCAGAACGCUGUCGGGAUCUUGUAUCCACUCACGCUCAAGCACAUGAAUGGAUCGUUUCAGCUGGGAGUCGAGACUACGUUCAAGAUGUACUGGGGCCUCGCCUGUGAUCUAUGGGCCGUCGCAUCCAACACGUCCGGCGUCGGCGGGCUGUCGCUGAUUCGACAGAGCAGUGCAUUCGCGUACGCCAACAUGUCGUUGCGCAGCGUGUACCUCGGCAACGCGUCGUUGCACGUCCUCGGCCGUGGCUUCGUGGCGAUCGAAUCUAUGUUUGGCCCGUUUGGAUCGAUCGACAUGAAGCGGAUUCCUGUUCCAGACCAACUGCGCACUGCCGUCCAAGCCACGAUGGGCAUUUUGCGCAAAGUCUUGACGACAAGUGUGGCGGCGCAACAAGACUACGCUGCAGCGCCUCAACGGACCGGCUACGACGCGCUUCCGACCGCUUGGGACGACGUAGUCAUCGUGGCAGGCAACAUUUUGUGCGACGUUGUGGUCGCCCAGCCGUUUGAUUCCAUGUACUCGAUGUUCACCAUGGAAGGCGCGUGCCCAUACCAAACGGUCGAUCGGAUCUACACCCAGCCGUACACAACGCUGGCAGCAUGGGCCAUGCAAAUGCCACCCAACGCCACCACCGCCAACGAUGUGACGGCAGUGUGCUCGAGGGAAGUGGUCAGCCGCCGGCAGUGUCUGGACAUGCUAAAUCACACGUGCACGUUUCUUCAAAGCCAUUUAACGUCGGAGCAGCGGACGACGAUCCAUGGCCUUGCGUCGGCGGCCCAGCCCGUCGUUGGCACCGUUCAGUUGUCGCAGUUUGUGCAAGGCAUCGACGGAGCGAUCCAUGUAGCCACGACCACCAUUAUGAACGCCACCGAUCGCGACUACCAGUUUUACGGGUGGUUAUAUCUACUGGACUGGGUCCAAGGCACCCGGGAAGUCGUGGCGUUCCAAGGGGAUGCCAUGCCGCCGUCCCGACCAACUGUGCUUCUCUCGGGCUACACCCCUCAGAUCCGUGGACACGUGAAUGCGAUGGAGAUUCCUGCCAACGCUUCGUUCUACAUUCGGUGCCUCGUUCAGUACGUGUCGUUCGUGCUGUGCUGCGUCGCAUGCGCCGUGUGCAUGGUGAUCGUGUCAAGUCGGGGCAACAUCGAGGGGUACAACAUGCUGCUUUUCAAUCGCGUCGCUGGCGUCGUCUGGGUCGGCCGUCCCUUGGCGUUGUUACGGGGCCUGGCCGCGAUCGCCCUUCUCUCGACGUCCAAUUUGAUUGUGGACCGCGCCGUGGGGUGUGCGUCGAUAUUUGCCGAGCCCCCCGAGUUUUGGGGCAUGACGUUCAUGGCUGCUGGAGAACUCACAUGGCUUGUCUACAUCAUCAACGACACGCUGUCGAUCGUAACGACGUCGUACACGGCGCAGUACGCAUCCAAGAGCAGCAUGCUCGCGUGGGUUGUGUCUGGAAUUUGGACGUUUGUGCAACCGACGACGCACACAGUCACGUUGGACCGGGUGUGCGAGGUGAUCGUAGUCGACUUGCAAGUCGUGUGCCAUGCCGGCGUCGUCCAAGUCGGUUCGUACAUUCGAUUCAUGAGCUUGAUUGCCGUCGCGUGCGGCGCCACGAUUGUGUGCUACGCCGUGGAACGCGUCGUGCGUCCGUCGGUCGACACGGGCAUCACGCCAUCGCUGUAUUUGUACUCGGCCGCCAACCACCUCUUCCAUCGCGCCGACUGGAUUCACGCGAACGUGUACUACCUCGAUCGAGCGUCAGCAGUGAUAGCAGGGAUCGUCGCCGUCGAGCACCAACACUGCAUAUACAUGCUCGACAUCAAAAUGUGGCGCAUCUAUUCCGUCGACGUCGCCACCGUCCGCAAGCGCCAACGCGAUGAACACAUGCACCCGACCGCGCUGCAUGCGAUUCCACUUUUUGAAUGA